AUGGAAAAAAUGAAGAUUCUACACUAUACCCAGCAAGGCCCAUGGUGUGCAGUAGGGGAUUUCAACAAUGUAAUCACCGUCCAAGACAAAAUUUGGAGUAAGUUAGUGACUGAAAAUGAAUACAGGGACAUCCAAAGCAUGAUGCAAAAUGUUGGAUUACAUGAUAUGGAUAGCAAUGGGGAUACUUAUACUUGGUUCAAUCAGCAGAUGAUGAAUCUUAUUUACUCUCAUAUUGAUAGGGUGCUGGCAAAUGUAGAUUGGCUCCAAGCAAAUAAUGAUUUAACCAUCAACAUUAUGCCUCCUAAUGUGUCUGAUCAUGCAAUGCUAUACCUUGCAGGACCUGGUUUGAAUAGGAAUAAAAGCCAUCAUUUCAAGUUUAAUAACAAUUGGGUGGAUGUUAAAGGUUACAAUGAAGUGGUGGAAAGGAGUUGGAAACAACCCUUAAGAGGGAAACCUAUGGCUCAAAAUGAACUUAUGAGUAAUAGGAUGAAUGAGGAAAGCAUUAAGAAGGUGAAAAGCUGA
Molecule: messenger RNA, 522 nt
Organism: Vicia villosa (hairy vetch)
Lineage: Eukaryota; Viridiplantae; Streptophyta; Magnoliopsida; Fabales; Fabaceae
Exons: 2
Coding region: 1-522 (173 amino acids)
Source: RefSeq, a predicted model, not a curated record